AACCAAUUCCAUCUGACAAACUAUCUUUAAUCAUUGGCACGCCCAACAAUCCAUUUGCAUCAUAUGUAUAUCAACAGCCAUCGUUAUCUAAUUAUUUCAUUGAUAAUGCAUCAGAACUUUUCCCAUUCUUGGAAAUUCUUAUUUGUUUUAUUAAAAGAACAUCAAUUGGAGAUGGGAACUUGUUAAUAAAAGACUUUGUAAAUCAAUGGAUGAAACUUUCUACAUUGGCAGAAAGUACAGGAUUUAAAUCAUUAUUAGGGGUUGAUUUACAGCUUAAACAUGUAAUAGCAUUAUAUGAAUUAGUCGAAGAACAAAUAGCAAACAUGGCAAUUAAAUACAUACAUGAGAAAUUCAGAGUUCCGCUUAGACUUUCUAUGGAAAAUGAAAUUAUGAAUGCAAUAGAUUUUGAUCAAAAAUCCACACAACAGCAAAGAUUACCUGCUGAGGCAUUUAAUAUAGCACUUAAAAGAUUCAUGCAAAGAUUCUUAUCA
Molecule: messenger RNA, 491 nt
Organism: Racocetra persica
Lineage: Eukaryota; Fungi; Glomeromycota; Glomeromycetes; Diversisporales; Gigasporaceae
Source: the annotation of a GenBank genome assembly